This is a messenger RNA of Clonostachys solani, 1635 nucleotides long. NCBI's taxonomy places the organism in Eukaryota, Fungi, Ascomycota, Sordariomycetes, Hypocreales, Bionectriaceae. The record is from the annotation of a GenBank genome assembly.
AUGCUUUCCACCCCAAAUAUAAUUGCUACUUCAGUAGCCUGUGUAUCACUUGCGCUUGCGUUCGUGCUUACUCGCUUCUGUCUCGCCACAAUACGGCCCAAGGACUAUCCACCAGGGCCCCCGACAGUUUUGGGACUUGGGAACUUAAGCCAAAUUCCGCUAAAACAACCAUUCAUCCAGUUCAGCAAGUGGUCCAAGAUUUAUGGUGACAUCCUUGGCCUUAAAGUUGGGCCGUCAAACCUUGUCAUUCUUCAUAACCCUCAAACCGUUCAUCAACUUUUCAGUAAACGCGCAGCACAUUACUCUGGCAGACCCUACAGCUACAUCCCCAACGAGCAUGUCUUCUGUCAGCAUGCAGACAAGCACAUCCUUAACCUCCAAAACACACCGUACCUUCGAAAAUGGCGUGCUGCUGUUGCUUAUUUGAUUGGCACAAGUGGCCUCAAGCAAGUCGUUCCUAUGCAGGAGGCCACAGCUGCGACCCUCGCCAAGCAACUACUUAACACUACUCCCUCUGAGACUCUUGACUAUCUCAAGCAGUGGGCACUAGCCACACCGCUUCUUGCUAUCACUGGUCAGCGCCUUGAAGAGCGAGGAAAGGAUUUUUCUAACCGGUUCUUCCAGGCGCAGAAGCUGUGGCUCGAGCUGCUUGAACCUGGAAAUGCACCCCCUGUUGAUAUGGUGCCUAUGCUCCGAUGGAUCCCUGAGAGAUUUGCAUCAUGGAAGACGGAUGCGAGAUAUGUGAGGGACUACAUGUUUGACGAGUAUGCGAGCUAUCUGGAGUCCGCCCAGAAGCUCAGCGGUAAGGCUGACGUGGCCACGCCUGGUCAGAACAAAUCUACAAGAUUCAGAUGCUUAAUGACCAAAAUCUUGGAAAAUGAAGUAGAAGACGGAAGGGGCAAAGAUGGUAAACUGGGGUUCUCUCCUGAUCAGCUUGCCUAUCUCGGUGGCGGAUUACUUGAUGCGGCAGUGGACACCACUUGGGCGUCCAUGAUGAGUCUUGUCUUAUAUUUGGCAGCAUACCCUAAUGUGCAGGAGAAGGCUCACGAAGAGGUAACCCGGAUCAGCCCCGGUCAAAGCCCCGGGGGUGACAAUCUUAGCAACCUGCCGUACAUUGGGGCCUGUAUUGCUGAGAUCUUCCGUCUAUGCCCUCCUGCUCCCAACGGAUUGCCGCGCAUUCUCGAUAGAGACGAUAUCGUGGACGGAUACAGAAUCCCCAAAGGCACUACCGUUCUUGCCAACGUGUGGAGCAUCCAGCGUAAUCCUGAUGAUUAUGACCAGCCUGAUGAAUUCAUUCCAGGAAGAUACCUCAACCAUCCCCUCGGCCUCAAGAAAGGUGCCGAUGAUACCGAUAAACGUGCGACCUACACCUUUGGUGCUGGUAGAAGGCUCUGCCCGGGGGAGGCAUUUGCACAAAACUCCAUCGUCACGGCCAUUGCUAAGCUGUUGUGGUCAUUCAAGAUUGAACCCGCCGAGCCUCUUGAUCUUAAUAUCGAGACGGGCUUCCACACUGGACUUGUGAUGGGACCAGAGCCGUUCAAGGUGAAUUUUGUUUUGCGGGAUCCUAAGCGUAGGGAGGACGUUCUUCGAGACUACGAUGUCUGUCAGACAGCGCUUGCUGGAUUUGGCUUGUAA